GCAGCGGCCGCAGGUGAAGCCGCCGCGCCUCGCCCGGAGCGGCCCCGCGGGGCCGGAGCUGCCGGGGCCACCAUGGGCCGGGGGGGCCGUAGGGACUGGGGGACCCCCCCUUCCCCUCGCUGACGCUGGAGGAGAAGGGAGGGAAAGACGGAAAACGGAGGAAAAUCCCGGAGAAACCCUCCCCGAAAGCGGAGCCGCGGAGAAGGCGGCGGCGCCGGCUGGAAAAUGCAUCUUCCUCGGAGCUGCGCCCUCCUCCUCCUCCUCCUGCUCCUCCAGGGCGGCAUCGCGCUGCUGGUGUGCUGCGCUCCAGCGGCUCCGGGCGAGCCGGGGCUGGGGGAGCUGCGGGAGCCGCGGGAGCUGCGGGAGCCGAGGGAGCUGCGGGGGCUGCCGGAGCUGCUGCCCCCAAAGCCUCUCCCGAAGCCGGAGCGGAGCCUCGCGGGGCCGGGCAGCGGCUCCGGGCAGCUCGGGGCGGUUCUGCAGAACCGGGACCCGGCGGCGGCCCCGGGCAGGCUGCAGAAGCUUUUCGGCUGGGGAGAUUUCUACUCCAACAUCAAGACGGUGAAGCUGAACCUGCUGAUCACGGGCAAGGUCGUGGAUCACGGCAACGGCACCGUCAGCGUUUUCUUCCAGCACAACUCCACGGGCCACGGCAACAUCUCGGUGAGCCUCGUGCCUCCCACCAAGGCCGUGCAGUUCGACCUGGAGCAGCAAAUCUUCAUCGAGGCCAAGGAGUCCAAGGUGUUGAAUUGCCGGGUGGAGUCUGAGCAGGUGGCCCGGGCCAGGAAAACCUCGCUGUGCACCUUCGACCCGGCCAAGACGUGCUCGCAGGAGCACACGCAGAGCCGGGCGGCCUGGCUGUGCUCGCAGCCCUUCCGAGCCGUGUGCGUGUACAUCACCUUCUACAGCAGCGAUUACCGCCUGGCGCAGAAGGUGUGUCCGGACUUCCACAGCCACAGCCACAGCCGGCCCUACUUCCCCUCGGGGUGAAGAUCCCGCAGUUCCCGGCCUGGAGCAGCGAUUCCAGCGAUUCUCGGGGCGGGGGGGAGGGAUGGGGGU
Catharus ustulatus (Swainson's thrush) is the source of this 1056-nucleotide messenger RNA. RefSeq names its product neurexophilin 3 (gene NXPH3). Gene Ontology annotation, molecular function: signaling receptor binding. Lineage: Eukaryota; Metazoa; Chordata; Aves; Passeriformes; Turdidae. The coding region runs from base 226 to 987 and encodes 253 amino acids. The record is from RefSeq and is a predicted model, not a curated record. The transcript has 2 exons.